GCAAAUCUGGCUUACUUCUGCCAGUCCUAUCCACACUUGGAGCACAGCUCUUCUCGGGAGCUCUGUGGAGAGGGUGGCUCUCUGCUGGCGUUAGAGGAGGACAGAGCCAGAGGAGAAGACUACAGAGCAGCGCCAUGAAUAUUAUCCUGGAUCUCCUCCUGCUCCUGCUCACCAUUAUCUACUCCUACUUGGAGGCAAUGGUGAAGGUUUUCUUUCCCCGAAGGAGAAAAUCGGUGGCUGGGGAGAUCGUUCUCAUUACAGGAGCCGGGCAUGGAAUCGGGAGGUGGACUGCAUAUGAAUUUGCAAAACGGAAGAGCCGACUGGUUCUGUGGGAUAUUAAUAAGCGCGGUGUUGAGGAAACAGCAGACGAAUGCAGAAAACUGGGGGCCACAGCCCAUGCCUAUGUGGUGGACUGCGGUAACCGAGACGACAUUUAUAACUCUGUGAAGCAGGUAAAGAAAGAAGUGGGAGAUGUGACCAUCCUGGUGAAUAAUGCCGGGACAAUAUAUCCAGCUGACCUUCUUAGUACCAAGGAUGAAGAGAUCACCAAAACUUUUGAGGUCAACAUCCUGGGACAUUUUUGGAUCACAAAAGCACUUCUUCCACCCAUGAUGAAGAGAAAUCAUGGCCACAUUGUCACAGUGGCUUCAGUGUGUGGCCACGGAGUGAUUCCUUAUCUUAUCCCAUAUUGUGCCAGCAAAUUUGCUGCCGUUGGCUUCCAUAGAGCUCUGACAUCAGAACUUGAAACCUUGGGGAAAACUGGAAUCAAAACCUCAUGUCUCUGCCCAGUUUUUGUGAAUACUGGGUUCACCAAAAACCCAAGCACAAGAUUGUGGCCUCUCUUGGAGACAGAUACAGUUGCAAGAAGCUUGAUAGACGGAAUACUUACCAAUAAGAAGAUGAUUUUUGUUCCAUCGUAUUUCAAUAUCUAUAUAAUACUGGACAAAUUUCUUCCUGAACGAGCCUUGGCGGCUAUAAAUCAUUUACAGAACAUUCAAUUUGAAGCAGUGAUUGGCCACAAAACCAAAAUGAAAUGAAUAACUGAGCUCCAGCCAGAGAUGUAUGCACCUUAACAAUGUAAAUCUAAGUUUAGAAUCAAUGCAUCAAAGCUUAAUUUCACAUUUUUUUUCAAUUCUGUUAAUAUUAAAAACAUUGGUUUGACAUUAGCAGCGCUCAAAUGAACGAGACUAAUUACCUGUCUUUCUCAAGAAUAUUAAUGUAGCUCUAACAAAUCCAUUUUUCAUCCCAUGCCUCUUAAAAAACUUCUGUGCUUACAUACACAUACUCAAAAAGCCACUCUUGUUAAGAUACUUUAUUUCUUUUCUUUCUGCUUGGAGGGGAACAAGGCUACCUCCCUGAGUGUAAAUACAAAGCAAACUUAAUUUACACAGGAAAGGCCUAAGACCUUGUCAACACUUAUGCCCUGUGAGCUAGCAGUUAGAGAUGAAGUUUAAGAAGCCGGUAGUCCUCCAAAGGACAAAGAGGUUAGUUCUAUGAAAUUCAACAUUUGGAAGCUUUCUCUAGCUUCUCCCAUUUCAUCAACCCCAAACAGUGCAACAGUAUUCUGUAGUUUCUUGCUUGAUUCUGUCCUUUAUAUAGUUCUUAUGUCCACCAGGAGUAGACACUCUAUACUUUCUGCCUUUUUCAUAACCUCUUAAAAUACUGUGCCAUACAAAAGGUGACCCUCUCUUGAAUCUCAGGAUAUCUGAAAUUUUAACCCCAUGAUAACUUCCUUCUUUGUAGAUUGUGCUUUCACAUAUCAUUGGUACCAGAGAUGUUUAGAUAGUUUUGAGCUUCAAAAAUAAAAACUAACAAAGGAGUUAGGCUGACUACCUAAUACUAGACAGUGGAUCUAAGAGAUGAAAAGAGUGGUCUCUUUUUUAAAUAGAAAAAAAAAAUCUGAUUCCCACUACAUCAAGAGUAAUCUUAUUUCAGGGUUUUUCUCAUAUAUAAUAGACUGCUUUUACAUCAACUAUCUGCCUGUUUUUAUUAAAAAUGAUAGAUUAAAAACCAAUCAUUAAUAAAAAUGUCUUAUAAACAAA
Neogale vison (American mink) is the source of this 2042-nucleotide messenger RNA. It is a transcript of the gene HSD17B13, whose product is annotated as hydroxysteroid 17-beta dehydrogenase 13. The transcript is spliced from 7 exons. The coding region runs from base 135 to 1037 and encodes 300 amino acids. Lineage: Eukaryota; Metazoa; Chordata; Mammalia; Carnivora; Mustelidae. Gene Ontology annotation, molecular function: oxidoreductase activity, acting on the CH-OH group of donors, NAD or NADP as acceptor. Gene Ontology annotation, cellular component: lipid droplet. The record is from RefSeq and is a predicted model, not a curated record.